AGAUCGAGGACGGGGCCGAGGGCCUCGAGGACCCGGGUUUUCCGUCGCGCGACGCGUCGCGUUCGCGUCGACGUUUUUCGAUUUUAAUACGUGGGGCCCCGCGCGCGAGAGAGAGCCCCCACUGGCUUGGCAGAUACACCCCGAUAGAUGACGAUACGACGACGACGAUGACGACGGUGUGCGCCCCAUUGUUUACUCGCACGUUUCCCGGAGCGCACGAGACGACACGAUAAUCCAACGUAAAUGAGCUGAACCCCGUGAAAAUGAGCUCGUUACAGCAAGGGAACAGAUUUAUGCCCUUCUCGAACAGUAAUUUACAAAGGAAGCAGCUGUCCAUGCAAGGUGGUCUUCCUCAGAGCUUGAGUGGUAGCGAGACCGAUGUUUCCACAUCCAACGAGAAUCUGAGCAACGAGGAGAGAUACGUCAUAAGGCACACGGCGAGGCAAGAACCGCAGGGUCAGGAGAAUCAGCAGCAGAGUCCCUCUAGGUCUUCCAGUCACAAGGAGAACAUACCAAAUAUUCAGGGCAACUUACACAACAGAAACAGUUUGAAAGACAGCUUGAACGGAUCUAACAGGAAUAGUCUAAAGGAAAGUUUGAACGGUUCCAAUCGGAACAGUCUGAAAGACAGCAUCAAUGGAUCCAAUCGGAACAGUUUGAAGGACAACCUGAGUAAUCGCACCAGCGGUUCGAACAGGAGCAGUCUAGACGUCUCGACGAGUUCUUACAACACAUUAAUUAUACAUAAUGCCAACGACGACAGCUCGUGGAUACCAUCUGGAAGGCUGUCUGGUAUAGUGAGAGAACAUGGAGACAUGGGAUACUUGUACUGUGACGGGAAGGGUCAUUCCAACAGUCCCACCAUACAAUCUUUGUCGAAUCUGCCGCACGAGGACUACGUCCACGAGCAGUCUGGUGGUGGUUGCCAAGAAAUUACGGAUAUCCCAGACGAUUAUCUCAAUCAAUCUCAGGUCUUGAAACAUCUAGCAAAGGAGGUAAAAGUGCCGCCGUACUCUAACAACAGUGGUAGUCUGGACAUGAGAUUAGGAGAGAUGAGAAUAAGGGAUGGCGACAGGGGGAAACAGAAUGAUAGCGAGUAUGAAGGUGGAUCAACGUGCUACAUACCCACUCUGUUUAAAACCAAACACAGAUUCUUCGGACCGACAGAGAAGCUGACGGUGUCGCGAUCACAACCGGAUCUAUCCAGAAUCAAGGCGGACAUCGACAGUUACAAUCUUCGAACAACGUCGCCUCGACCUCAGACCAAGGGAAGGGAGGAGUUGGAAAGGGAGAUGGGCGAGGUAUGGCCGUCGUCGGAGAUGAUUCAGAUAGUGAUCCAGGAGAACAGCGCGUUGAAGCUCGAGCUAAAGCACUGCUACAACAAGGUCGCCAAAACGCAGAAACUGGAACAGGAGAUAGCGAAAGUGCAUCGCGUUCACGAAGAGCUCGCGGCGUCCUGCGAGCGACGGGAAAAGUUAGAACGUGCCGCUCGAAUGAGGCUGCAAAACGAGUGCCGUCGAUUGACCGAACUGAAUCGUGCGUAUAGAGACCAGAUCGACCUACUGUCCGCGCGUACGGACAGCCCGCCGAUCGUCGAAACGAUGCGAAAGGAACUGACGCAACGUGAACUGCUCAUUGGACAGCUCAUCACUCAGAAUAAAGAAUUGACCGCUGCGAAGGAGAGACAGGAGAUCGAGUUAGCAGCCCAGCGGGCCACUUUGCAGGAACAACGUACGCACAUCGACAUUCUGGAUAACGCGCUGACGAAUGCACAAAGCAAUGUCGUGCGACUAGAAGAAGAGUGUCGAAAGAAACAAGUGUACGUGGAGAGAGUGGGUCAGCUUCAGCGGGCCUUGUCUUCACUUCAAGCGUCUAGCGAUAGACGAGAAGAGACCGAGAGACAACUGAGAGGUCAGCUGGAGAGGGAAUUGCGCGAGGGCGGUGGUGGAGGUAAUGGCAACGAACAGAUGCCGAACGGCGAGACGAUCGCGGAUCUGAAGCGACGAUUGCGCGAGCGGGACGAGAAGAUCAUGUCGCUCGAGGGCGACAUCGCAAAGUGGGAACAACGCUACCUCGAGGAGAGCGCGCUGAGGCAAGCGGCCAUCGAUGCUGCCAGUUUACCAAAAGACGCGAAGAUCGCCGCUCUGGAAAAGACUAGUCAGGACGCGGAGAAAUUAAUCGCUGAGGCACGCUCGGAGAAAAUGAGGCAUAUGGACGAAGUACACGCUGCGCAGAAGAAAUUGGCCGAUCUCGAAUCUAGAAUGAAGGAUUUGGAGUCCAAGCUAGCUGAGAGAGAUGCUAUGAUCAGGGUGCUACAGAAACACACGUACGACAAAGCGGACAGCAGUAGCAGCAGCGGCGUGGGCAGCUACCCCGCCGCGCACUCGUCUCACUCGAGCACGUCGGCAGAUCACCAUACCACGCUGACGAGCACGCCAGAACUCGUGAGCAGCGUACUUGGCGGCGGCAGCGGUUACGGCAGCACCGGCUCGUACGGCGUUACCGACAGUUAUAAGUAUAGAAAGCAGGGCAGCUUUGAGCAGACUAAUAAGAGUCUCGAUGAUCAACUGAAAGAGCUAGACUCUCAGCUGCUUAGCAAGCGGGCACUUUGCUGUUUUCCAGGAUUCUCUAAUCCAGGCACUGCGUCGCGAAAAGGAAAAAUACCAAAGCCACUACUGGCGGGUGUAGAUAGCACAGGUACCUCGAGCACCGCCUCGAGUAAGAGUCGGCUGCUGGACGACUCGUCCGGCAGCGCUGGCGACGUGGUGUCGUCGAGCAUACUCGAGUUCGCGAAUGCGGCGGCCAGGCUGAAGGGUACUAUCUCACGGCUCUCGGACGGCGCCGGCGGCGGUGGUGGUGGUAAACCGACCGAGGACAUGAUGCUGCUCGAGAAGCAGGGCAGAAGCUCGCAGCGGCAGCGGAUGGCGGUGGAGGUGGGCGGCGAGCCUCGACGCGCCGGUAGUCUACCACCCAGCUCGUUGCCGCGACCACCAAGGGCACUCAAGGCGACCAGCGCUAACUCCCGCUAUUGCCGUCUGAGCGACACGGAGACCCGCAAGAAGUCGGACCCAGGACCGGGGAUACUGGACGCGUCGUCGACGAGCGGCGCGAGCGGCGGGGGCGGUGGCGUGAAGAUGACCCGCGACUCCUCCGGCAACUGUAGCAUCGAAUAUGGGAGAUUCGACACCGGCACCGCCGUCGCCGCGAAGGCGUCGCGCAGCAAGAAGAAAACCUCAGUGGAGAACUUCCUGGUAAACAGCUCGUUGAAAAAGUCGGUCGGCUCGGGUGGCGGAGGCAGCGGAGGCAGCGGAGGCAGCGGCGGCGGCGGCCACGAGUACGAGAGGCUGCAGUCUGACACGAUGAUCAGCAAUCGCAAGAAGUCGUUGGCCGGUGGAAACAGUUGCGCCGCGGCACUGGAAUCGACGGUGAGGCACCGGGAGAUGCAGAGCCGCUCGUAUCCGCCGCCGCCAUCGUCGUCGUCCCGCACCCGCAUCAUCGGCGAGUACGGCCGCCUGAGCGACGGCGCGACCACCUCGGUAGCGGCAGCUGCGACGGCAGCCGCCGUCGCCGUUCUCAAGGGCGGCGGUAAUACACUGAGGAAGCAGACAGGUGGAACAGGCGGCUCCUCCCGCGGACAGAGCACCGGCAGCACCGUGAGCAGCAAGAGCGGCCGCGACUCCGGCGGGACCACCGCCAGCAGCGAGGCGUCGACGGCCUCCUUGCCGCCGGUCAAGGCGAGGUCCAUACCGCGCCCCAGCAACUACCGCAUCCAGUUCUGAACGGCCCGUAUUUGUGCGCGACACCUCGGCCGAGAGACGUCCGGUAUCUCAGCAUCAAUCUCGCUGGAACACAUGGUCUCGAAACGCACGACAAAGUAUCGUCGGUCGAAUACUAGUGUAUCGUACCUGAAUUGAUAAUUUUGAAAGGGAUAAAUGACUUUGGCAGAUUCGUUCUUCCGGUUUCAAAUCUAAAUUAUUAAAAUUUCAGUUUAUAGUCUAGACGAAUUCUCUCUCUCUCUGUCUCUCUCUCUCUCUGAAUUUUACAUGUGUAAUCGCAAUUCUCGAGAGAGAGAAUCUCAUUAUUCCGCGAUUUUAAUUUCAAUUUUAAUGUAACUGUUUAUAAUUGUUAAAUCCUAAUCCGGGAAUAGUCAGUUUUUUUUUAUGUAAAUGAUCUAAGAUAAUUUUUACACCCCAAUUAAAAAUUAGUACUAAUUAUAUAAUGUAUAUAACACAAAUAGGAAAAGAUAAGUCUUUAUCAAAGUGGAUUUUGAUACCUAAUAUUUUCUGCGUGAUUUUAUAUACAUUUUCUAUGAACUACAGUUCUAUGAACUACACGUCAAAAAUUGUAUCGGUUCUGAAAUGCCUUAACCGAAACUGGAAUAGUGAUAUCACUAAUUAAAUUCAUAAAUAAUUUAAUAAUAAUAAUAAUACUAAUAGUAAUAAGGAUCCUAAAACACUGCAAAGAAUUUAUUAAGAAAUAUUAAAUAUCAGUAAAAAAUAUUACAUAAUAUACAUAUUGUAAAUUAUGGAUUGUGCCUUACAAUUUAUACUAGAAAGCAUUUGAGACCAUUAUAUAUAUAUAUAGAUUUAUUCAAUAUUUUAAAAAAUGAGACAAAAUAAUAGGAUAGAUUAGUAAAGAAAACUAUUGUGAUUUUAUUUUUUCGCUGAUGGGGUGUAAAAAUCACUUCACAUGACUAUUCUCGGGUUAGUUACACAGUUUACAAAAAAAAAUAAUUUUAGAACAGAAUUGAUGUAGAUUUUUGAAUGUUAAAAAUGAAUCAAGCCUUCACAUUUAUAUAUUAUAUCAGGAUUUCAAGAUUAAUAAAUUAAAACUAAUUAAUAAAUUAAACUAACUUUUCGUUCCAUUUAAGAUUAGAAAAAAAUUUUUUGUAGACUUGUGCUAUUUAACUAUGUGAAUAUUAAAAUUGAAACACGACCAUUGAACCGUCUCGCGUUUCGAGACUACCACGUUUCGUCGACUAGAAAUUUCUCUCGAGUCUAAGCGGAAGCUGUUUCACGUUUUCGAGACCAGAUUCGUGCGUAACGGCGCAUAAAUACGGGAGUCGUUAAGUGCGAGUUCGGCGCCGAGCGUAAAGUACAAGCCUUCACGAGACAAUCGUCGAGUCUCGAUUAUGUAAUAAUCGUAAACACGAGCUUACGACGCAACGUAGGCAACGCGAUGCGAAGGAUGGCCAUAACGGGGGGAAGCGCCCUAAGCUGGCGCGUCGCGCCAUUACGAUUACUAUUCAUUAUUUUAGUAAGCCAAUCGCCAGGCCAUAACGGACGCACGAACACCACGACCUAUGACUAACGUAGCGACGUAGUAUAUAUGACCUAGUCAUUACCAAAGUAACUCUAUCUCUCUGUAGAAUUAGGAAAGAAGAAUUGUCUUCCUUGAAAUGCUUCAAGCGCGUACAACGGCGGCCUUUUAGGGGGAGACACGCUCCCCCGAAUGCGAAGUGCCUUUCUCGCGGAUUGCCUCCUGGCGAUCCACCUAUCGUUGAAAACGUCCUCAGUUGUGCGUCUCCGUUUUCUUUUUCCGCGAACGAAAAGAGAGACCGCAUGUCGAAGGUAAUUAUUUCCUCUUUCGAUGGAAGCAUUGUUACGAUUCCUCAACUCAGAAAGUUUUGAUUGAUAACACAGUUCAACAAAGAGAUGACACCAGAGACUGGUCAUUUUGUGUAGUCUUUUGGACGCUGAAUACGAAUCCGGUUACCAUGUUUCUCCGUCACGUAACAAAUUUGAGAAAUUUGCAGUUAAAGUUAUGAAAAAGGGUUACUUCCACAUAUCAUACUAUCACUACAAUGUAUAAUGAAAAUUUUUAUUCCAAAGAAAAUUAAUUAGAACUUCCAAUUCUCAAAAGGAAUUUUUGUAUGGGGUAUAAUUAAUUAGUUUUACCCUAUGUUUCUUUAAACUUGAGUUUUUUUUUUAAUCAUUGAAAUUGUGAAGUGAUUGAGCAAUUUGGGAACCGAAUUUGUACUCGACAUCCAAAAAAUCACAGGAAAUGAUUAGGUACAUUUUGGAAAAAGUCAUUUUUUGUUGAACUGUGCAAUUAAAUCUGAGCACCGAGAAUGGAAGCGGGAGAGACCGAGUCGCGAAUGGGAUGACACCGCGACGACGCGACUGCUUCUCGUCCUAGCGACAUGUUCCCACCCUCGCGCGUUUCUCCUUUCUCUCCUCUCGUCAUACCGGAGAUACGCACAAAGCGUAACGCACACGCGCUCUGUUCUGAUAUAGAGACGAUACUUCUUUUCGCGUAGCUUUAUAUCGUAAUGUGUAGCAAUCCUCUUCCUGGAAAUCACGUAGGUAUAGAAAGUCGGAUUAUCUCAUUUACCUAGCUGUUAUUUUAACGUUACUAUUUUUUCAGGGCGCACGACGAUUAAGAUAGUCCUCCUCCCCCGCGCUUAGAAGUUAAAAACGAAGCGAAAUGAAGAACGCCAAAGUGUAAAAUUUUACUAGAUUUUUACUAGAUGUAUCAUCUUCUGCGAUAUAUUUAGAUAUUGUUACGUCUGUGUUUUGUCCCACGAGAAAAAGAUCUUUUCUAGGAAUAUAUAGAUGAUAAGCAAGAUUUUUCUCAAAGUCUAAGCGAGUCUAACAUGACUUUCGGAUAUGUGAGUGAUUUUUUUGAUUUACCGAUUAAUUUGUUAAUCUCUUGAAUCGGUUUCCUUUAUUGAUGCGACUAUGGUAAUGCCAGCAAAUUAAAAAAAAAAAAAUAUAUAUAUAUAUAUAUCGCAGCAGAUUAUAUAUAUUUGCGUACAUAAAUAUUAUACAAGAUGAUUCUUAAUUAUGUUAAUACUCUUCAGAGGUGAAAAUGUCAUGUUUUGAUGUUUCGAUUAAUUUUCAUCAAUUUUAUUCAAAUUUUUUUUUAAUAUU
This is a messenger RNA of Solenopsis invicta (red fire ant), 6872 nucleotides long. RefSeq lists its product as uncharacterized. The record is from RefSeq and is a predicted model, not a curated record. Gene Ontology annotation, biological process: actin cytoskeleton organization; regulation of cell migration. NCBI's taxonomy places the organism in Eukaryota, Metazoa, Arthropoda, Insecta, Hymenoptera, Formicidae. Gene Ontology annotation, cellular component: plasma membrane; cytoplasmic vesicle; bicellular tight junction.